Orbilia oligospora ATCC 24927 is the source of this 3102-nucleotide messenger RNA. RefSeq lists its product as uncharacterized. The record is from RefSeq and is a predicted model, not a curated record. Bases 1 to 3102 code for a protein of 1033 amino acids. The transcript has 2 exons. Lineage: Eukaryota; Fungi; Ascomycota; Orbiliomycetes; Orbiliales; Orbiliaceae.
AUGAGCGUCGCGUAUCCCAAUCAAAAUAACGUCGGACCUAGUUCCGACUCAUUCUCGGCGAGCGCUGCUUUCUCGUUCGACCAACAUAACCCAACUCAGGUCUUUGGUGCCAUCAACUCAGAUCCUCAGUCGCAGAUGCAAGACCAGAUGCCAGGGCAAAUGCCCAGUCAGUCGCUAUCAGUACCCAUGAUUCAGGUUAGCCAAGCCGGUUUCACCAGCGACUAUGAUAUGGGGAAUGCUCCUCGUGACGAGGAUAUAGACAUUGACCUCGACCUCGACACGUAUGACGAGGAUGACGACAUGAAUUUGGAUGACCUCUCGGCGACACCCAUACCGACAGUUAUAGAUGAUCCUAUGGAAACAGCGGCUAAUAUCCCUGCUUCAAGCUUGAUCUUUGGCCAACCCGGCCUAUCUGUCCCGUCUGGACGAUAUAAUAUGGAGCAAGCGAAUGAUGAUGAAAUGGUGGAUGAUGCUCUCAGUCAAGUCAUUAAUGAGGUUAUGACAGAUGCAGACCCGCCGGAAGUCAUUGUUCAGUACGACUUCCAGGCUCUUCAACCCAUUCAGCCACUCCAGCAGUUCCAACAGCAACAACCGAUCCAGCAUUUACCAGUCGAGCAACAAACUACGGCUCAGCAACAGUCUGUUCAGCAGCAACAUAUUCAACAGGAAUCCACUCAGCAGGUCCCUGAACAGACUUCUGAACAGCCACAGAACCAAGCUUCCCAACCCUCGAAUCAGCCUACGACGGCCGAAUCAGGUAUUUCAAAUCCCGAAGUUCUAGCCGGUUCUCCUGACAAAACCACAUCGGCGCAAGAGCUCCCGGCAGCCACCGAGGAACCAAAUGUAGACGUCUCGAGUACCCCCUUCGGGUCCGAGGUCGUUAAACCUCAGUCUCCCCCUUCUAAUGCCCAAAAUGUUGAACGGCAAAAUCCAGAAGAACAGCUCUUAGAACCUGAAAUAGUCCCACCCACAGAAGACCCCGCAACCCCCCCUUCACUUCCCACCCCGCAUGCCGACGAGUUAAAAACUCCGCAGGCCUCUAAUCACAAGACCCCCAAACACCAAACCCCGUCAUCUUCAACAGAUCCGCUCCGAAUUAGUCAGGCUGAGACUAUCGCCCUGGAGAACCCCACACCGGACGUCAACCAACGGGAUUGGUAUGCUUUAGAAGGCCAAGGGGUAUCGGGAAGCCCCCCGGCCCCUACAUACCCCGCGCACCAAGAGAUACCCACCUCACCACUUCACGGACCUUCCGGAAGUGGAUCAUCUCGCCGCUCACUCCCGUCAGACCCAGAGGCCCUUUCCCCUCAUACCCCUCACUCCGAGCAAGACACGGAACGGGUGCCUCCUUCCCAGUCGUCUCAGCAUUUAGAAGAAGAAUCCUCCCAUGAUCAGGGACACGAGCAAACCCGGGAUGAGGGCCAUACUGAUGUGGCUCACGAUGACCCUCUACUCACCCACCCCGUUCUUGUCAUUUACCGAGACCUCGAGUUCUCGCUUUUCCCCAUUUCGGGAGAGAAGUCAAAUCUCCCAGAGACCUGCUUCCUCCCCGAUCGAUCACAUCUCGGUAGUCCGUUGAGUAAGCUUGUGGCGGCGUUGCGUGAUGUUCUCGGAGAAGAGUUCACUUCAUCGGAGGAACUCAUACUAAACUUCACAGCGCUUGGUGUAGAGUUCGAGGAGGAGAAUAAUCAGAUGAAUAAUUUCACCUUAUAUGACCUCCUCGGGCUCUUCUCCAAGUUGCUAGCCCAGGACGGCGUAGAGGAGGCUCGCCCCCUCCACAUUUCCUUGACUUCGAGAAAGAAGUAUAUCCCGAGGCUCGAGAUGAUUCAUAGCCACAUCGUUGAAGGGGGCGGCCUUGCUUCUUGGGGGCAUAUUCUUGCCUCCACGCAUGGCCAGCCCCCUGAAAGUGCCCAGGCAAAUGAGCCGGGCGACGCGCCUUUAGAAAAGGCUAAAACUGCAACUGAUGAACAUGCAGACGACGAGCUCGAACUUGAGGAGUUUGAGAAGGGCCUUGGUGCCGAGGAUGUGUAUUACGGUGGGGAAACCCACCAAACUGAUGUGCAGCCAGAGGUUACUACGGUCGCCACCGUCGAUGUGCCGCAGAGCCCAUCGCAGACAAUUAUCCAGGAGCGGAAGAUGUCGGCCACUCAGGAGACAUCCAACACGGAUGUCUCCAAUGUACCAGAGACCCAGCUCUCUCAACACCUUGAAGCCACGCCAAACGCCGAGGUUCGCUUAAACGUCGUAGAUCAUAGCCGUGAUAGCAGCUAUAUCAAAGACGACGAGGCAAGCUUCGUAACUGCUGAAGAAAAACAGCAAGAUACGUCCGUCCUUUAUUCGGCUUCUCGUAGCUAUGGGCUACCAGAUAGCCCGAGCUCCAAUGAAGAACCUGAGCUCAAAUCUGAGGAACAUCAUAAAGGUAUUGCAGACUAUACUCAUAACUACGAGGAAUUGGGAGUAGAAGAAAACCAAGUUGGAAAUCACGAUGCUUACGAUAUUCAUCUGCUCCCUUUUCUAGAUGACGGAUUACUCAAUUUUGACGAGCAAGACCAUGACCACCGAGAAGAAAAAGAAGAAGAUGAAGAAGAAGAUGCCCAAGAUGAGAAGUCAUCUAGCACCCUCCAUGAAGUUCCCGAGGGCGAGACCGAUAACCAAGCUAUCUUACAAGGCUCCAGCAAGGACGGGACCGAUAAUAUUAAUGAUACCAACUGGCAAGAAUGGUCUUACGCUGAGGCCGAUGAAAAUGAGCAUGGAGAAUAUCAAUAUGAAGAGGGACACGAAGGCUCUGCGUAUGUAGAAGCCGCAUAUGACCUUCCUGAAGAUCUUAGCGAAACUGCUGAGGCAGCGGGUGACACCUUCGAACUUGAUCCCAACGAAUUCGCCGAGUACCCAUUGCCAUUCAGUGAAGUUGACGAUGAGGAGGAGCCUGAGUACGACGACGACGCACCUCUCCUAGGCCUUGAUCACCAUGAAACAUUAUCUACUGCAACAUCUACGAAGAGAGCGAGAGAGGACGACGACGAAGAAAUAGAAGAUGAGCUUUCCGAAAAUGGCGAGGUCAGGGGUUCCCCACCUGCUUCAAAGAAGCAUAAAUCUCUAUAA